Molecule: messenger RNA, 1353 nt
Organism: Leptosia nina
Lineage: Eukaryota; Metazoa; Arthropoda; Insecta; Lepidoptera; Pieridae
Source: the annotation of a GenBank genome assembly
AUGCGUGAAUGCAUAUCCAUACAUGGUGGACAAGCGGGAGUUCAAAUAGGAAACGCUUGCUGGGAAUUAUAUUGCCUGGAACAUGGAAUUCAACCGGAUGGCCAGAUGCCCUCGGACAAGACGGUCGGCGGAGGAGAUGAUUCCUUUAACACAUUCUUUAGCGAGACCGGAGCUGGUAAACAUGUCCCAAGAGCAGUUUUUAUAGAUCUAGAACCGACUGUGGUCGACGAAGUGCGAACUGGGACAUACCGACAGCUCUUCCACCCAGAACAGCUGAUCACCGGUAAAGAAGACGCCGCCAAUAACUACGCUAGAGGCCAUUACACGAUCGGUAAAGAAAUAGUAGACUUAGUUUUGGAUAGAGUACGAAAAUUGGCUGACCAAUGUACGGGGCUUCAAGGUUUUCUCAUUUUUCAUUCCUUUGGAGGCGGCACUGGCUCUGGCUUUGCUUCCCUUCUCAUGGAGCGCUUGUCUGUAGACUACGGAAAGAAAUCGAAACUGGAAUUUGCUAUUUACCCGGCCCCCCAGAUAUCAACUGCAGUAGUAGAACCAUAUAAUUCCAUAUUAACUACUCACACGACUCUAGAGCAUUCGGAUGCCGCGUUUAUGGUAGACAAUGAAGCUAUUUACGAUAUCUGCAGAAGAAAUUUGGACAUUGAAAGACCGACGUAUACUAAUUUGAAUCGUUUGAUUGGACAAAUCGUAUCAUCUAUUACGGCUUCUUUAAGAUUUGACGGCGCGCUGAACGUGGAUUUGACUGAAUUUCAAACCAAUCUAGUGCCUUAUCCCCGCAUUCACUUCCCUUUAGUCACUUAUGCCCCUGUAAUAUCCGCGGAAAAAGCUUAUCACGAACAGCUGUCGGUAGCUGAGAUUACGAAUGCCUGUUUCGAGCCGGCUAAUCAGAUGGUGAAGUGCGACCCCAGACAUGGAAAGUACAUGGCCUGCUGCAUGCUGUACCGAGGGGACGUUGUUCCUAAGGACGUGAAUGCUGCGAUUGGAACAAUAAAAACUAAGCGAACCAUACAAUUUGUCGACUGGUGUCCCACUGGGUUCAAAGUUGGAAUCAAUUAUCAGCCGCCGACAGUUGUGCCUGGCGGUGAUCUGGCUAAAGUCCAACGGGCCGUGUGUAUGUUGUCCAACACAACUGCUAUCGCCGAAGCCUGGUCCCGGUUGAACCAUAAAUUUGACUUAAUGUAUGCUAAAAGAGCUUUUGUUCAUUGGUACGUCGGUGAGGGAAUGGAGGAAGGAGAGUUCUCGGAGGCUCGCGAAGAUUUAGCUGCCUUAGAAAAGGAUUACGAAGAAGUCGGAAUGGACUCUGGUGAGGGCGAAGGUGAAGGCGGCGAAGAGUACUAA